GUUUUUUUUUUUCCUUUGAUCAUUCAAUCAUGCUCAAUGUAAUCAUCUUUAGUCUAACAUUUAUAAUUCUAUUUCUAUUAAGACUCUGGCUCAUUCUUCCAAAACAAAGUAAAUAUAAUAUUCAAAAAAGACGCACAAAAGCAUGUAAGACGUGUAUUUUUCUAGGUUCAGGUGGACAUACAGCAGAAAUGUUACAGCUUGUCAAAUCCCUUCAUCCAAUAACAUAUUCACCAAGAUCUUAUAUUAUAACCAACACGGAUAUCUUGAGUAAAGAGAAAGCAAUUGAACAUGAAAAUAGUCUAAAAAAGGGGAAAUUUGACAUAUAUACGAUACCCAGAGCUAGAGAAGUUGGACAAUCAUGGUUAACUGUGCCCAAGACAGUGAUAGUUGCAUUGUUAGCUUCCAUAAGAGUGAUGCUUUUAUCAUGGCCAGACCUGAUUAUUUGUAAUGGACCUGGUAGUUGUAUACCUAUUUGUAUGUUGGCCUAUCUACCAAGAAUGUUAGGCAUUAAAAAAAUUGAAAUUAUCUAUGUGGAAUCAUUUGCUCGAGUACAUACUCUUUCUUUAACUGGUAAAUUAUUAUAUCUUUUUGUAGAUCGGUUUUUAGUUCAAUGGCCAGAACUGAGUCAUCGUUUUAAUAAAGCUGAAUAUAAAGGUAUCCUUGUUUGAUAAAUUGCAUCGUAUAUAGAUUUAUCGAACUUUUUAUUAUGUAACACUACUGUAUAAAUAUCUGAAUUUAUAAAUAUUUGCAUUUUUUUUU
Molecule: messenger RNA, 759 nt
Organism: Cokeromyces recurvatus
Lineage: Eukaryota; Fungi; Mucoromycota; Mucoromycetes; Mucorales; Mucoraceae
Product: oligosaccharide biosynthesis protein Alg14-like protein
Exons: 5
Coding region: 30-668 (212 amino acids)
Biological process (GO): dolichol-linked oligosaccharide biosynthetic process
Cellular component (GO): UDP-N-acetylglucosamine transferase complex
Source: RefSeq, a predicted model, not a curated record